CGGAAAUGGAUUCAUCAGCUGCGCAAAGGGUUUGUACAAUAUGGUAAAACACAUCUUUGUGUCUUGAGAAAUCACCCUGAGCCAAAGAGGGAGAGAUUUGACUUUCUGCAUUGGGGAUUAGAUGAAGAUGUUGUCUUAUCGUGAUGAUAAUCAGUGCUCAUGUGAAGAACCCGUUGUGUAAACCCCAAAUAACAGGACAAACGAUAUGCUAUUUCUUCUUACAUCAGUCAUUACACUUAUGACCUAAAAGCACAGUUCAUUGUCAUUUUUUGCCUCUAACAUCUUGUUAUAAUACCCGAUACAUUGUCUAAACCAUGGUGGACAACCGUUAUGCCACAGCGUUGGUCAUCGGCUCUGUGCUGAGCAUACUUGCCUGUGUCUAUCUCUCUGUCGCCAUCGGAACACCGAACUGGUACCAGUACCACAGCCAGCUGGCCAGCAAUGAUGCAAAUAAUGGUUCAGAUCUGCACAACCUGCGGCAGGACUUUGAGGGAGAGGAUGUGGAUGAGCGGAGCUACAGUGUGGCACUAUUCAGGCUUAAUGGCACUCUGGGUCUUUGGUGGCGCUGUAUUCAAGUUCCCCAAGACUCGUACUGGUUUAAAGAGCCUGAUCCAACACUGGUGACUAAAUGUCAGGCCUUUACUUUGCAGCAGCAGUGGGAAUCCAAGUAUAAAUCCCCUGGAAAUAUCAACAGCGGAGAUGAUCUGCUCCGCACCUGUCUGUGGAAGUGUCAGUUCCUUUUGCCGCUGGUGUCUGUGGGGCUGGUGUUUCUAGGCGCAUUGAUUGGAGUGUGUGCCUGCCUUUGCCGCAGUAUCACACCCACCCUGUUUGUAGGGCUGCUGCAUCUACUGGCUGGCCUGUGUUCUUUGGCUACUGUAUGCUGUUUCCUUGCGGGUGUGCACCUGCUCCAUGAGAUAUCCAAUCUGCCUGAGGGGAUGGACCACUCUCCAGGCUGGUCCCUGUUCCUGGCGCUGGUCUCUUCUCCACUGCAGAUGAUGGCUGCUGCACUCUUCAUUUGGGCUGCCAGGAGCCACCGCCAACACUACACUCGAAUGACAGCCUACAGAGUUGCCUAGGCAACAGA
This is a messenger RNA of Xyrauchen texanus (razorback sucker), 1084 nucleotides long. It is a transcript of the gene cldnd1b, whose product is annotated as claudin domain containing 1b. The coding region runs from base 315 to 1076 and encodes 253 amino acids. The record is from RefSeq and is a predicted model, not a curated record. The transcript has 5 exons. NCBI's taxonomy places the organism in Eukaryota, Metazoa, Chordata, Actinopteri, Cypriniformes, Catostomidae. Gene Ontology annotation, cellular component: membrane.